UCUUCUUAGCUUGUGAUAAACAACAACAAAAAAAAUGGCAACGCGCAAAUCAAAUAAACCAAUGGCUCAGGUGUUACUAUUACUACUAGCAUUUCAUAUCCAUAUCCAAACUGUUGGUUCAACCACCGAGAACUCUGCCUCACUCGCCAAUCUGAAACAUAGUUCCAUCACCGUAAAUAAAGCGUCUUCUGAGAUAGAUUUUUCGGUUUGGAGGCGAGAGCUUAGAAGCGGUGGGGGUGGAGGAGGAGGUCGUGGUGGUGGAGGCGGUAGCAGCGGAGGUCGUGGAGGUGGCAGUGUAAGUCGUGGUGGUGGAAGUAACGUAGGGACUGGUACCAGCGGUAAAAGUAGCGGUGACUGCCUCAAGCAAUAUGGUCUGUUCAAUAGCCUAUUAUUCAUCGGUUUACUAGGCUAUUUGGUUGGUAUGUGUUAGAAUGUUAUGAAAUCGUUGAGCUUUUUUUUAAAAAAAAAAAAUAAAUAUUGUAUAUAGAUGAUGCUUAUCUGUUUUAGUAACAUUGAUAUUUAAUUUGUAGUACUCUUGUCUAUCGUAUUUCUUCUGUAUUAUGUAAUAGCUUAAGAGGCUAAUACUAUUGCAUGUAGGGUGCCUCAUACAUAUGCAAACGUUUGUGGUGGCUUAAUAUAUAUACGAAAAAGGUCAAAUGCUGUAAAUGCAAAACGCUGAAUGUGAUGUUUUGUGAUUGAUUUUGGUAGAGCUAAACACAAUGAAUUUGUAUGAAUG
Eruca vesicaria subsp. sativa (arugula) is the source of this 736-nucleotide messenger RNA. Lineage: Eukaryota; Viridiplantae; Streptophyta; Magnoliopsida; Brassicales; Brassicaceae. The record is from the annotation of a GenBank genome assembly.